Messenger RNA from Mesorhabditis spiculigera, 369 nucleotides. The record is from the annotation of a GenBank genome assembly. Lineage: Eukaryota; Metazoa; Nematoda; Chromadorea; Rhabditida; Rhabditidae.
AUGCAUAAAAAAUUGCGCGAGCUGUCGCUGGCGUUGUUCUACUCGAUGGGCACGCAGGUCCUCGUCAACGCCGUCCACACCUAUCUGCCGCUGCUUGUAAUUAUAUUUUUCUACGUGAGCCCGAAAUUUCCGGAAGCUUGGAGAUUCGCGCAACUCGUGUAUAGCGCGCAAUGCGUUAGCUGUUCGGUGAUAACCUUGUAUACCAGCAAGUACUAUCGACGCUACACCAUGAAAAUUUUCGCCGAGAACUUCUGCUGCGCACGGCAGUCGACGAUCGGAAUCGCUUCGACAACUAUGACGAAAGAGCUGGGCAGACGGAAUGUUGAGAUGCGCAAUUCUUCAUUCAGACUGAAUAUACCUUAUUUCUGU